Messenger RNA from Protopolystoma xenopodis, 264 nucleotides. Lineage: Eukaryota; Metazoa; Platyhelminthes; Monogenea; Polystomatidea; Polystomatidae. The record is from the annotation of a GenBank genome assembly.
AUGGGAACUAACCAGCAAACCAUUAUAACCUCCAUCGAGCUUAUCUUCAAGGCAAACGCUUCAGACUAUACACCUCUCGCCUCUCUCCUGCUGCGCGUAUUCACUGCAGAAAAGCCGGACUCAGCCGUUGUUAUAUCCAUCAAUCCCAGUGAGGCAUUCAACAGCAACCUUCUGGAGAUUGCCAGCCGAGCCAGUGGCCAAAUGCUGCCUGCAGGAGCUCAGCGUCUCCGCAAAUUCGAACUGGAGCUGAGCCCACUCGAGUAA